Mercenaria mercenaria is the source of this 5529-nucleotide messenger RNA. Its product is annotated as gigasin-6-like. The transcript has 6 exons. NCBI's taxonomy places the organism in Eukaryota, Metazoa, Mollusca, Bivalvia, Venerida, Veneridae. The coding region runs from base 2190 to 3791 and encodes 533 amino acids. The record is from RefSeq and is a predicted model, not a curated record.
GGUAUAGCUGUGUUCCAAGAAAAGCAGGUGAGCACCAUUAAUACAAAAUGUUCCAUAACUGUAUGAAAGAUGACACAUAAAGACAAAGUAAAACAAAUAGACAAAGAUAACACAACUAUAUAAAGGAGUGCCGUCUUGGAAUGGUCAAUGGAGAAAACAGCACUGUCCAGAUUAAUCACUAGCACAAAUAGGGAACAUUGUUUUGCUCAUAUCAAUGAUUGAUCCGCUAGUGUAUCAUUUAGCCAGCAAAUACUUCGAUCAUUAAUAUUUAUAAGGUAAUAUGCCUGUGGUCAGUAGCUGAUACUUUUUUUGGACGUACAUGUACAUGUCACAAUAACUUUGAUACUGAAAAACUGUUUCUACUCAUCACUUGAGAAGCUUUGACCUUCAGCUUUCAACUUCAUGUGAUGAUAACCUUUGGUCAAUAGGUGACUGCUACUGCCUUAGGCCAUGCAGUAGGUCCAAGGACAAGGUCAUUGGUACUUUAAACUGAUUACGUUCAGUAACUGGAGAACAUUUGGGUCUAUGGCCACCAAUCCUCAAUUAUUGCUUGCUUUUUACUAGUAUUCAGUGGAUGCUCCGUGCGCAGGCUUUUGUGUCUAAGGUUGGUUGAUCAGCGCAGGUGAAGACCACAGUGACCUUGACACUGAAAAUAGUUUUGACUUGAUAAAUGGAAAAUGCUUUCACUGAGACCUUCAGAUUCAAUAUGCUCAUUUCCUGUGGUAAGUAGAUGAUCAACUUUGUUUUCUGGGUCAGUAGGUCAAAGGUCAAGGUGAAAGUUUUUUUGAGACUGAAUAUGAUUUCUGCUCAAAAGCUGGAGAGCACUAGCAUAUUGUCUCCAAGCUACUUGGGCCGAUUUCCAGUUGUAAGUAAUUGUAAAUAAUUCUUUAAGGUGACAGCAGGUCAAGUUCACAGUGACUGAAAGCUUCGACACAGCCCCGAAACUUCGUAGGGUGACUGCUUUUGGUAAAAAAAAAAUCCUCUAUUGUUUUCGUUGCAAUAAAAACCGUUUUGUAGCAACAAGUGAAGAACGCUUGAACCUAAAGCAGUCUCAAUCAUAUGAUGAUGAUGUCGGUAGAUGACCUCUUUAGUUUUUGUGGUCAGUGGGUGAAAGGUUAAUGUUUCAGUGUACUUGCAGCUUGGAAAUAGAUUCCAAGUUACCUCCGACAGUACAUCAUUCAAGGUGUAUUUCUGAAGAAAUGUUUAUUGCUAAUAUUUAUUCAGUAAAAACACAAAUAUUGUACAAAGUCCAUCGCCGCAAUCUGCUAUUAUUUUGAACCAUGUGUAGUGAACUGUUUUUGACGUUAUAAACACGUUGCUUGCAUGUGUGAGACCUACAUAUAAUUGUAAAGAGAGAACAUUUGAACCAAAACUCUCACUUGUAAGCCUCGGUGGCACCAACUGAUUGGUUUUGUCACAUAUAACUAUCGCCAAGGUAUAAAUCUCGUGUCUGGAGUAAGAUUUAGACAUUUUGUGCCUUGUUGCUGCAGCGAUCUUUGGGAGGUAGAUUUCCAUAUUCUGUCGUUGACUUCUGUUUCUGAAAUUAUUCAACUAUCAGGUUAUGAGUUGGCGAUUAAUAAUUUCAGAUAAAACAAAGCGUCCUGUUAGCCUUUCUCGGAAAAGUCAUGCUUGAUUGCCUUUAUAAACUGAACCGCAUAUUAUGUAAUGUAUAUUUACUUAUUUUUAUUUUAUUAUAAAAUAAAAUAAGUACAUCAGUUGCAGUUAAGGUGAUUGCUAUUUUAGUAAAUAAGACUCCAUUUUGAAAUGCGUUAAUUUCAAAAAUAUUAAAAGUAAAAGAUGUAUGUAUAAUCUUGCAAAAUGUAUUAAAGAACCUUCAUGUUAUACGAAAAAAAUACUCUUGAAUAUUUACUUGUCUUCUGAUCGUAUAUUACUGUUCUCUUUCGUUCUUAUCACUGUCUAGAUGUUCCCUUUCAUGUAUAUGAUUGUAUUUGUUAUAAGCUUUUUUUUGUGCUUGUAAAUGGCUAAAGGCAUGCCAUAAAGCUGAAACUGGUAAUCAAAAGCUCCAAGUAAUUAUAAAAAUCGUUUGUUCAAUGUGUCAACAAUUUGUUAUCAGUAUGAUCUCUUUCAUCAUUUAAUACAAUAACUAGGACAUAACUUCAUCACUUUGCACCUGGUGUAGACGGUAGUAUAUAUAGUUAAUGAUGCAGUCAUAUGACGAAUAAGCUAAAAUGUUUCUCUCAAAUUUACUGCUCGUUACAGUGUUUUCAUUUUUAACAAGUGUUAUACCAUGCACUAUUUUUUCCGGCGUAAAUGCGUCUUCGACUGAGGAAUUAGUUCGACGUUUUGUGGAGACGUCUAUGCUGUGCAAUAAGCAUAAAUACAAUCCUGCAGUAUCCAUAUCGGUUGUUAAAAAUGGAAGUCUACUUUUUGCGGACGGCUUCGGUCACGUUGAUGGAACAAACUCAUCAUCAGCACGACCGACGAGUGAUACUUUGUUUGGAAUUGCCUCCCUUACAAAAGCAUUCACAGCCACUUUGCUGGCAACAUUGAUGGAGGAGAAAGGCAUACCACUGUAUACAUACUUGAAAAGCUCGAGCCUGUUCAACAACAAUCACAUGUUCGACAAGUACGAGCACCGUACCUAUGCGACAGUGAAAGAUACACUUUCUCAUAGGAUGGGAUUCGCUAACCACAACUUUCUUCGGUUUGGCAAAUACAGGAGCACAGAUAUCUUUGAUAUAUGUAAAAAUUUGAAGAAAAAGGCUGCAAUUCGAACAUCGUUUUACUACAACAACAUUAUGUACGGAUUAAUGGCAUCCCUUAUAGAGAAACUAGGGAAUGACACAUAUGAAAGCCUGAUGACGUCACAUUUGCUGCGACCACUAGGCAUGACCAGUACCACAUUUAGCGGUAAUGCUAAUAUAGAACAGCUGGACCUUGCUAGACACUGCAUCGACACGGAGGGAAGCUUAUAUAACGUGCCAUAUAGCUUCACGAGGAAAUGGGCUGAAAUGGCUGGUUCCGGUAACAUUUUGUCCAGUGCAAGUGAUAUGGGAAAGUGGAUGAACUUCUUUCUCAGUGGUGGCAAAAAUAGCAGUGGCCAUACAGUUGUGCAGGAAUCAGUUAUUGAUGACAUUUUCCACGGGGAGAAUCCUAUUCCACAAUCAGCUGUGGAUUACAUGAAAUAUUUCACUCAGCCAGAAGCACCAGUCACACUUUCUCAAGACGUUUACUUACUUGGCUGGAGGAAAGGAUACUAUCGAGGUUUACCAAUUUAUUCGCACACCGGGUCAACUUGGGGAUCGAGUACUAUGAUAAUUAUUAUACCCUCCAAACACCUCGGCGUCUAUGUUGGUAUGACCGGUCGUGAUAAAGACUACCUAUUCCGUACAAAGGUCGUGACAUAUAUAGCAGACUUGUACCUUGGCGUUACUCCAUGGAUCCAGCCGAACCAGUCUUGUGAUUUCCCGGAACCGUUUUUCUCGGACUGGUCCUCAAAUAAACUCUAUAUCGAUCGUGACGAAAACGCUACUCGACCACUAAACGAAUACGAAGGAAUUUUCAUGAACGCAUUAUAUGGACAGGUAACUGUUGCGAGGAACCAGUCAGAUGAUCUUCUAUAUUUACAAUACGGUUGGGCACAUUUUAAAUUGUACCCAAGAACCAAGGACAGCCAGCCGGAUGAAUUUUACAUGGAAGGCCAAGGAGAGCUCCAUAAUAUUAUAAACUUUGCAGAAUGUGUGUUUAGUCAUAAUGGAACACAUAUUGACAAAGUGCUGAUGACGAAAUGGGAACCGAGUGAUGUACCUGAGUUUGCAAGAGUAGCUUAAAUUGCUAAGGCAACUGCAGAUUGAAAAAUUACUGAGAUACGAUAUCAGUACUCUUGCUGUUGCUGCACCUCGGAGUCUCCUACUUACUUCUGUUUCUUUUAUGCUUCCUAAAUGAAAUAAAAAAACAUCAGUAUCGUAACACGUGAAAUAAUACUUGGUUAUUUUAAAAGUCCGGUCACUACAUCGAACGCUUUGGCAUAAAAGAUUGUUGUUGGCUAAAUUUCAGUCACAAGUAGGCUACUCAAACUCCAGACUUGAUCGAGAUUUGAUUCCGAAUUUUAAGUCCGGUCACUACAUCGAACGCUUUGGCAUAAAAGAUUGCUGUUGGCUAAAUUUCAGUCACAAGUAGGCUACUCAAACUCAGAUUUGAUCGAGAUUUGAUUCCAGAUUUUAAAAAGGUUUAUCAGAAGUAUUCUUUAGCGAUUAUAUUGCAUAGAGUGCCUGAACACCAAUACAGUUUCCUCAACAGUAUUUAUCUCACCCAUAUGGAGUCAGUUAUCGGUUACUGGACGUAUAAUUGAGUAGUUCCAUUAGAGCGUAUCUGACAAAUAGCUUUCACUUUAUCAGAUAUAAAUUGCCCAAAGUGCCAGACGAGUCGAAUUUUGGAGGUAAAAUUCAAAUUAUUGCAGUCACAGAGUGCAGAUACGAAAUCAGCCUACCUGUUCGAUUAUAUACUUUGUAUAAAGCGCCGAACAAUAGAUAUACUGCCGACCCUAGUAUGAAACUAUCCUCCAUAUGUUUCGAGAGCGAUUACGUUCAGCUGUAAGGAUAAAUUUAUUUCUCAGUAACAACAUGGAACUGUCCACAAUAUAGAAAAGCCAUCCAGUGGGUUCACCGCAUUUCAGUUCAACCUAUGUUUGAUCCGUCAAAUACAUGGCAUGUUUUUCCAUAAAUUGCAUUUCUUGCACAACUAAGUUCUGGUCGCGAAUUCAUAGAUGCUCAUUGGCAAUUCAAAUCCAAGGUCGCCGGGCCAAGAUGAUUAAAUUAUAAAUGUAACCUGCUAGAUAUACGAAUUGGUUUGAGAAAAUAGAGCUAAUUACACCAGUACACGGUAUGUUAAGUAAUGAAAACCUGAAAACAUGGAUAUUCGAAAUUCUUUCUUUUUUUUUAAAUUUAGAACACCAUUUAAAUGCGACAUUUUCAUUUAAUACUUUCAUAGAAAAAGCAAUUGUCAGAUGAAUGUAAUUAUUCAGGAAAGACACUACUUCUUACAUGUAUAAUAAACGGUCGUAUGCUGACAAUUAAUUAAUGUUCAGAUAUAUACCGCGUUCAUUAAACGGUCAAGUUGGAACCAAUGUUCCGUCCUUCGAUACACUGAGUAUCUUCUUGCAGACCUUUGGAGCCUAUAGUUUAUGCUUCCAUUCGGAUCUAAGUUCUCACCCACUAACUGAAUCGUCGUUCGCAUAUAAAGACCAAUUAAAACUAGAAAAACAAAUUUCAGACUCGAUUCCUAGCAGUAAAUGAUUUCUAUUUCUCAUUUUAUAUCUUUCCUGAUUUCUUCAGAGCAGUGCAAUGAUCUUGUCUUUACUAAUCUCUACAGACUUUGUGUAAAUAUAUAAUUAUUUUAGAUUCGUGCUGUUCUUUCCUAAGUUAAAAUAUGGGAUUUGAUGAAAAUUCCGUCUGUAGUUGUAUAUAUUUUAAAAACAUACAUCUUUAAAUAAUUCAUGGAUAUUCAGUCACAAGCUUAAUCAUACAAAUAAACUGAGCAACAAAAAGAAGUAAACAAAGAUUGAAAUUC